UUAGUACGUGCACAUACGCUGUAUUCUUGUCUCGCAGAGGCAACCGGACCGGUAUAGGCGACCUUACAAACCGUUCACUAACGUACUCUACGCGCAUAGCAAAAAUGCAAUCCUGAUGGUGCUGUGAUUUCUUGUGGAUAAACAUGUUGGAGCACAAUAUUGGACCCCAGAAAUCAUGGAGAGGGAAGCAGCGCGUUCGAGGGAAGCAUGGCUGAGCCUACAUCUGAAGCUCUCUCAUCAAUCGUACAUAAGCAACAGCGAUUGUCUAAAUUGCUUGAAAAGCUCUCAGAGCAACUGAGGAACAAUAAUCGAUACCCCUUUCCCCAUUGGCUAAUGCGUGAAAAAUCACCAAACGGCGAGAGACUACCGGAUGACGUGCCACUAGACCUCUCUAUAAAAUCCGAAGUCCCGAAGCCCAGUCCACCACCAGUAUACGCUUGCGAGAUAUGUGGACAAACCUUUACAGUUCACGACCGCCUCGCUAAGCAUAUCGCAUCCCGUCAUAGAGGUAAGGCUUCAAAAUCGUCGCGGGCUUACGAAUGCGACAUUUGCCAUCGUCGUUUCGCUCGUUCCGACAUGUUGACUCGCCAUGCACGCUCUCACAGUGGGGUGAAGCCAUACUCGUGCGCAGUUUGUGGACAAGUAUUCUCCCGCUCCGAUCAUUUGGCUACUCAUCAGAGGACACACACGGGAGAAAAGCCUUACCGCUGCCCAAAAUGCCCGUACGCGGCAUGCCGCCGAGACAUGAUCACCAGACACAUGCGUACACAUACACGGCGACAACAUAUUGCUGAAAUCUAAAUGUUUUAACUUUGAUCCAAGUUAUGCAUUUUCAAUUAUGGAUAUAUGUGGAUUUUAAUACUAAAGAUAUAUCGCCUAAUAUAAUUGCAUUGGUAAGACAUAUCACAUUGCACGGCAUUUGCGAAUUUUAUAAUAUUUGCAAUGCGAUUUGUCUACAGCUUUUUGUUUAGGUAUUAAAAAGUGUCUUAUUACCAACAAAUCACAAAGUUAUAGAUACUGAUAACUUCAGCACCUUUUUUUAAUAUUCGUAAGUCUAUUUUAUUUACCAAUCGUCCGAAUAUAGGAAUAUACUAGGGCUGAAUAAGUUUUACUGAUUUAUGAUUCGAAUAAUUUUAUAAAAUACAUCAAAAUUCUAUAAAUAUUGUAAAACAUUUUCUUUUACGCUACUUUACUCGACUUUUCAAAUUCUGCAGAAUUCACAAAAUAUACCUAACGGUGACGGAUCCUUUUUGUAAAUUAGAUUUUAAUAUUGGUUUAACCUGUUAAUAAAAUUUAAAAUUAAAUCAUAAGAAAUUUUUAAAGUACCAUAAAGGUUUUAUAACUGUAAGAUAAAUGUCGAUCUACAUUCCAGAUUUAAAAAUACAAAUUUAUUCUAAGUAUAUACUAACUAGUCGAUGUACAUAACUAUAUCGACAGACUUUGGAGACCUUGUUUCUCAUUUAGAAUUUCUGGAAUCUUCCUCUUUAAAGGUCUUAAAUUACUUAGGUAUAAGGCUAUUAUGCUAUUAUUUAUUGUUUGUGAACUAAGAAGAGCGGUAAGUGGCAUCAUGCUUAGCGUUUUUAAAAACUAGGAAAAAAAUCGAAAGUGGAGCAUUGGAACUAUUACAAGAGUUUUUAGUUUUAAGAUAAAGAUGAUUAUCGUGUUACUCUAUUGUCCAAGUUCGUCAAUAAAGAGUUAAAUUCGUUGUAGGAUCUUGUAGGACUGUAACGAGAGUAGACAAGACUCCAAAUCCUUGUUGACCGUCAACAGCAGCAAAGCAAAUCAGCAGCUAUGACUAACAUUAUACUGACGUUUAUAAUUUGACGAAACCUUCCAGGUAUGAUUCCGAAGCGAGACCAAGUCUCUCUGAAUCUGGCCCUAGGAGCAUAGUUUGAUCAAAGCCUCGUGUCGGAAUAAUAUGCCAUUUCGUUGCGAUUGGCCGGAGUCGCGUAAUCGGCCAAUCACUAGGGAAUGUUACUUAGCAAGUGAAUUAACAAAUGAGAUUAACAGAAGGGGCUGCUAAUUAUGUUAUUAUUGAUAUAUUAUGUUUGUAAAUAUCUGUAUAGUUGUUAUUAAGAAUACCAUCAAAAGUAGUAUGUUUUUGUGUAGUAUGUAUAAAAUUUAAAUGCAUUUUGUUAUUACUUACAGUUGUAAAUUUAUUAAGUUUCAAUAACUUUGCGUAAAUUAUAAAUGUUUGCUUGUAUAUGUUAUGUUUGUAUUACAUUGUGAUAAAUUGAAUAAGUAAUAUUAAAAAUAUUUUGAGGCUUGAUAAUGUUAUGUUUAAAUGAUGGUACUUAAAUUCCUGCGUCCACAUAAAUUGAACACAGUUGUGAAAACAGAAAAAUAUACCAUUUUAAAAUAAGAUCAUAUAACCUAUUACUAGUUAGGUAAAUAUUAAUGAAUGUGUAAAUCAUAUGUCUAAUAUAUUCUCCCUAUUGUAAGAU
Pieris rapae (cabbage white) is the source of this 2444-nucleotide messenger RNA. RefSeq names its product zinc finger protein 287-like. The transcript is spliced from 2 exons. NCBI's taxonomy places the organism in Eukaryota, Metazoa, Arthropoda, Insecta, Lepidoptera, Pieridae. Gene Ontology annotation, biological process: regulation of transcription by RNA polymerase II. Bases 208 to 801 code for a protein of 197 amino acids. The record is from RefSeq and is a predicted model, not a curated record. Gene Ontology annotation, molecular function: DNA-binding transcription factor activity; RNA polymerase II cis-regulatory region sequence-specific DNA binding.